Molecule: messenger RNA, 2073 nt
Organism: Darwinula stevensoni
Lineage: Eukaryota; Metazoa; Arthropoda; Ostracoda; Podocopida; Darwinulidae
Source: the annotation of a GenBank genome assembly
AUGAACGCGGUGGCCGUGAUGCUGGGGAUUUUAUACCUGAGACAGGAUCUCACGGCCGAGGGGGUCAUGAACAUCAACGGCGCGCUCUUCCUCUUCCUCCUUAUUUCCUCCUACCAGAAUUCCUUGGCUGUGAUCUACGUGAGUUUGGGGUGUUUUCAAGGCAUUUCCCCUCCCCCCACCCCUUUUCCCGCUCCUUUAACGAGGUGUCCAUAUUUGCAGGUGUUCUGCGAAGACCAGCCCAUCUUCCUACGGGAACAACGGAGCGGACUGUACCGAGCAGACGCCUAUUACCUCGGGAAGACGUUGGCGGAGCUGCCGUUCUACGUCAUCUUCCCCGCCGCGUUCACGGCGAUCGCGUAUCCCAUGAUCGGGCUCGACCCGGGGCGGUUCCUCGUCUGCGUGCUCGUCAUGGUCGCCAUCGCGAAUGUGUCCUGCUCCUUCGGUACCGAGAGGAAGUGCUUUCGGAUGAGGACUUGCCGUUUCGAGUGUAGUUACAUGGCGUCGUGCAUCGCGUCAACCGUGGAAAUGGUUUUGGCCUUCGUUCCGACCAUCAUGAUGCCGAUCAUGAUGCUCAGCGGCUUUUUCCUCAACAAUGACACGAUCCCCUGGUACUUAAUAUGGGUGAAGUACAUCUCGUGGUUCUACUACGGGAACGAGGCCCUCGUGAUCAACCAAUGGAAAGGCGUGGAGAAGAUCGAGUGCGGGGAUUCCUUCGCGUGUCCUGAAAACGGAGACUCCCGGUCGGAUUCGAGGAAACGUCUCUCCAUCGCCUCUGAGGUACUGACGGACCCACCGUUGCUCUUCUGCGACGAGCCGACCUCAGGCCUGGAUUCAUUCAUGGCCCAGCAAGUUGUGGCCUUGAUGAAGUCCCUGGCCGAGAAGGGGAAGACUGUCAUCUCGACCAUCCAUCAGCCCUCAUCCGAAGUCUAUAGCUUGUUCGAUCGGAUUCUUUUAAUGGCCGAAGGGAGAACUGCGUUCAUGGGAAAAGUUGAUUUCGUCAUUUCUUUCUUUCAAGGAGUGGGUUACGAAUGUCCGCCAAACUAUAACCCGGGGGACUUCUUCAUCAAAACACUCGCCGUCGUCCCGGGAGAGGAGGAGGAAUGUCGACGACGGGUGGUCCGGAUCUGCGACGCGUUCAGAGACUCGGAAGAAGGGAGGGCGAUGGAGAAGGAAGUGGAGCUGCAGCGGGUCGAUGGGGCCUGGAAUGACCCGGGAGAGUUCAAGAGGAAUGUGAAGUCCAAGGGAUCCUGGUUCGCCCAGUUUCGCACCAUCCUCGCUCGUUCCUGGACUGCCAACCUUCGUGAGCCCUUGCUCAUCAAACUUCGGAUCUUACAGACAGUGGCGGUGGCCGUGAUGCUGGGGAUUUUAUACCUGAGACAGGAUCUCACGGCCGAGGGGGUCAUGAACAUCAACGGCGCGCUCUUCCUCUUCCUCCUUAUUUCCUCCUACCAGAAUUCCUUGGCUGUGAUCUACGUGUUCUGCGAAGACCAGCCCAUCUUCCUACGGGAACAACGGAGCGGACUGUACCGAGCAGACGCCUAUUACCUCGGGAAGACGUUGGCGGAGCUGCCGUUCUUCGUCGUCUUCCCGGCCGCGUUCACGGCGAUCGCGUAUCCUAUGAUCGGGCUCGACCCGGGGCGGUUCCUCGUCUGCGUGCUCGUCAUGGUCGCCAUCGCGAAUGUGUCCUGCUCCUUCGGUUACAUGGCGUCGUGCAUCGCCUCAACCGUGGAAAUGGUUUUGGCCUUGGCUCCGACCAUCAUGAUGCCGAUCAUGUUGCUCAGCGGCUUUUUCCUCAACAAUGACACGAUCCCCUCGUACUUAAUAUGGGUGAAGUACAUCUCGUGGUUCUACUACGGGAACGAGGCCCUCGUGAUCAACCAAUGGAAAGGCGUGGAGAAGAUCGAGUGCGGGGAUUCCUUCGCGUGUCCUGAAAACGGAGACGAAGUCAUUGCCUCCCUCAACUUCGACAAGGAUAAUGAAGUGCGGGACUGGCUGAUGCUGUUGGUCCUGAUGAUGGCGUUUCGGAUCAUCGGCGUUCUGGCGCUCCACUUCAGGGCCGCUCGACAGAAGUGA